This is a messenger RNA of Bursaphelenchus xylophilus (pine wood nematode), 5177 nucleotides long. The record is from the annotation of a GenBank genome assembly. Lineage: Eukaryota; Metazoa; Nematoda; Chromadorea; Rhabditida; Aphelenchoididae.
AUGAACACACUCCCAGUGUUGCUCAUUUUAAUCUCCGUCCCUUCGGCGUGGGCGGUCUGCAGAUUCCGGCACUACCAGCUCAGCUGCGACGAUGUGACCGACCUGCGGCCGUUGAAUCAGACCUUCGGCCUGACUCCGAUGGACUUUCAUCGGUUGUCGUCGAUCGCGCUGACUUGUCAGAACGCGACGGCCGCCCUGUUGGAGGGAUUUGACGACUACACAAGGUUCAACUACACGUACUUGGAGCGGUUGCAUGUCUACGGCUGUGGGCUGGAGCUGAUCGAGAAGCUGCCCAAGGUGCUGGGCUACGAGAGGCUGCAGUUCUUGAACUUGAGUGGAAAUGAUAUUAGCGAAUUUACAUGGCAGUAUGCGCGGAGGGUCGGGAUGUUCGCCAGGAUUGAGAUACGGUAUGGAAAAGUCUAUUAGUGUAUGUUUUACAUACAUACUAGUCGCGACAUAAAGUCCGUAGAAUUUUCUGCGACUCCGCACUGUGCAUUCACCCGAAAACACAUUUUGCACUGUGCAAUUUUGUUGAUUUUGCCUUAUUGUCGCGCGCGAUUCCCGUUUUUCGCAGCGACAAAUCAACAUUUCGGAGCGCGACGGAAUUUGGGGGCCGCGAAAAAUUCUACGGACUUUAUGUCGCGACUAGUACGAAAAAAAUGUUACAAGUAAACAACUUUUUUUCUUUAGAAACAACCCUGUUGCGUGCUCCUGCAAGAACUCCUGGAUGUUGCAUCUUCAACAUCAGCACACGGAGACGUUUUGGACCGAGUCGCAAAUUCUCCAACUUCCCCUCAAAAUCAACAUCGACAUGAAGCUAAAAACUUGCUUGGACCAACUGAAACAUUGUAAACGGGAAGAGACCAUUGUACGACCGGCAUUGAUCGAGACAACAACCGGCUCCGAAGCCAAAGUUGAGUGUAUUUUUGGGAGUGAGGUCCCGAAUUACGACAACUUGACUCAGGCCGAGUACGACGAGUACAUAACCGGCUCGUAUGUGUGGCUGAUGGACCGCGAGAAGGCGGAGAAGGAGGACCGAGCGGGACGAGUGGAGAUUCGCUCGACCAACAGCACUAGUGUCACUUUGGUCGCGAGCAAUUUGACCUCCGAAGAGCUGGGGAUGAUUGUUUGUCAAUGCAAUCAUUGCGAGGCACCAAGCUACGGAACCGCUGAGGUAGGAGGAAUUUUGAGAAAUUUAGAAAAUAAAAUAUUUAUCUGUCUGUCGGGAAAAUAAUGAGCACUCUGUUGCAUCGAAAAUCGCAUCGCCGACUGAGAAAAUGAAUUGUGUCGCGAAAAAAUCAAGUUUCUUUUUCUUUUUACGAUUGACGCAGUGACAUUGUGCUCAUUAUUUUCCCGACAGAAUGAUAUUUGAAGCCAUCUUUUUUACAUACUAUAUUAGGCAUUUCAUAAAGUGCAUAGACAUUUGUCACGGUCUGCACCGUGAAAAAAAACAUCUAAUUUUGCACCGUGCAUUUCACUUUUUCUUUGGUUUUCGCACUGUGCAUUGAAAUAUCGCUGCGACAAAAGCGAGUUUCAUUUAUGUCGCUGCGACGGCGCCAGGAAUUUGCACAGUGCAAACGGCUUUUUUGAGCUUUGCACUGUGCGAAAAGAAAAAAUGCACUGUGCGUUGGCGACAAGCAUGAGAAAAAGUUCAAAAUGCACUGUGCGAAAGGGAAAACUGUCAAAAAUGUCCAUGCACUUUAUGAAAAAUAGUAAUGCGAAGAAGAGCGUAUUUUAAAAUCAAGUUCUACGGUUUUCUUUUUGCAGCUGCGUUUUGAAACUCCGUUAUCCGCCGUCCUCCACACUCACGGCUCCAGAGACAUCGAGCUGGCCGUUCAUGGCUUUCCGUUGAAUAAUCUGACCCUCAAAGUGCUCAAAGAAUCAACAAAUGAGACUGAAGUUCAUCCACUCACAACUGACUCGUAAGUUUGAGAAAUCAUUAUUAUGCUUUUUUUAAAGGACAUAAUUUAUUUAAAAUUGCAUGACAAUACAAUAUAUGUUCUAUAUUUCCAUUUUUACGCAUUAUUCCAAAUUUCAGCACCGAGUUUUUCAACGGAACCUUCAUCGCUAAAUACGAGCCCGACCAUUCCUUCGAUUUCCUGAAAUACUACCGCAUCUACAUCAAGGAGUGCGCGUUGUGCCGACGAAGUUCGGAGGAGAUGAAUCCGGCUUCGAAUUAUGAGUUGGAGGUCUGCUCUGAUGUGGAUUGCACUCUUUUGGAGAGUGACUUCGGUGAGUAGAAUACAAAAUUCAAAAGUGUUUUGUAUGUCUUCUGAGUAGACUCACAAAGGAAGGCUUACAAGUGGGACGCUCAGAUUUUUUUUUGAUUUUGUAUACACGUAGUGGAUAGGCCAUGUAUCAAUUCCUGAAAGCUUUAGCUCCCGCUUUGCAGGCAUAGCCGAGAUAUUGAACGAUCUUUGCGGCCCAGAGAGUGCGCAAAACACGGAGAGCGGUCCGAGAAAGAACAUUUUUUGGCCGUAUCUUUACCAGUUUCAAGCGGAAAAAAAUAUUUUUUGUGGAAACAUUACAUUCAGUGAUAGAAGUAGCUGUGAAACUUUUCAUGCCAAGCUUUGUGAAAAAAGAUACGAUUCUUCUUAUUUCGCAGCUGGAGAAUGACUCUUUUUACCACUUUUUACCCUGCUCUAUCCACCUGCACUUGGUGAUUUUCCCGAACGUUCGGAUCAUUUCCAUGUUAAAAAAAAGUGAUCUAAGUCUUCGCCUUCCCUUGUCUUACAAAGGUUACUGCUUUGCAUAUACAAGUAAAACAAUCAUCAAUUUUGGCGUUAUCUACAAAUAACUAAUCACCAUCAAUUCUCAGGUCGCCACCGAGGCAAAGUCCCACAACACAUUGACGUCCUCAAAAAGACGGAAAAGCAGCCUUCAUGGCUGCUGAAGGUCUUCACGAAUCUCUUCUUCCUCCUGCUGGUCUCCUUUCUGGGCACCAUCUUCUACGUGAUGUAUAAAAGACGCGGCAAGCCGAAGAAGAAGCCGGCCGAAGACAAGACGGCGGUGGUGAACUGGACCAAGAACAACAAGCGGAUCCGGCGGCCGAGCAAGACGACCAUGGACACGGAGGAGACCAGUCUGCGGGACGAGAGUAUUAACGGCUCCAUUUCGCACUACUCCCUGCAGCAUGUGCCCACCAUCAGCAAGGAGCAUUUGCUGAUCGAGAAGAAGAUUGGAGGAGUGAGUGUUGCGAUUUGAUCAUGUUUUUUGUUGAUUAGAACAUUCGAAAUGGCCUUAUUUGCUGACUUUUUCCCAAAUCACCUUAUAACAUCUUUUCAGGGACAAUUUGGCGAUGUGUUUUCGGGUGAAUGGCUCGUUAAACAUGUCCCAGUGGCGAUAAAAAUGCUCCACAACGUGCAUGUGGACGCUCAAAUGGACAAAGAGGCCGGAAUGCUCUCGGAACUCGACCAUCCGAACGUCGUGAAGAUGUUCGGGGUCUGCCGAAUGAGCGAUCGGAAUUUGGCAAUGGUCUUGGAGCUGAUGAACCUCGGCGACUUGAAGACGUAUGUAGCGGAGAGGAAACCGAAAUGCGACAACUACUCGCAAUUCCCACCGGCGUUAGUUCGCACGGAACUGAUCGAUAUCGCUAAACAGGUAGGGUGGAAGGAGGUUUUGAAGUUUUGUGGAUUUAAAAUUGACGGAGGAAGGGACACGGGGGCAUGGGAGAAAAGUUUAGAACAUGACUAAAAAAGACUUCCAAUUUUUUCUUUGCAGAGGCAACAGUGAUUUUUAAAAUAGUUCAAAAAGUUGUAGAGGAUUUGAUAUUUCUUGCGAGUUUUUUAAUUAAAAAUUACAUUCGCUUCCAAAGAAAAUUCUUUCUUUCCAAAGGAAUUUGUUUCCAAUGCCUAAUAUGAGCCUUAUUUCUAUCGUAGAUGAUAAUAUUUCCACAAAAAAUAAUUGUUUUCCGCGUAAUGCUGGCAAUGAUAUGGCCAAAAACUUUUUUUUUUCUCUGACCGCUCUCCGCGUUUUAGCGUACUUCCUCAUCUAAAAAAAGGGGCAUUUGCGUGGAGACAAGUUCUGAGGAUUUUUUCACCCUUACAAACCAAAAUUAGGCAGGUAGUUUUUACAUAUUCUGAAUCAGAAAAGUUUUGCGCUUUUUUGAUAUAUGUCUUGACCUGUAAGUCCAUACCCCCUUAAAGGUACUUUCCUUGUCAGACAUGCUGGUAAAAAAUCUGGACGUUUACUUCCCUUUAAAUUUCUCUCCAAUGAAAAUUAGAGAUUCUAAAUUCCUUUUUUUAGGUGUGCACUGGCCUUGCCUACAUCUCAUCCCAGCAAAUCGUCCAUCGAGAUUUGGCGGCGAGGAAUUGCCUCGUCUCCGGCGACACUGACAUCCGAGUUUGCAACGCUGCUUUCCGUCCUCCGAUCACCAUCAAAAUCAGCGAUUUUGGCAUGUCGAGAAGGUAAACUUUCAUCCGUUAUUCUCUUCAAUUUUCAGCUCUAUUAUUUCCCACAUAAUAAUCGCUGGAGGAUACGUUUUCCUUUGCGAUUAUUAUAUUAUUCUCCGAUCGCAAACAAACCGAUGAUCCAAUUAACCCACUAUUUUUAGGAUCUAUUCACACGCCGAGUAUUAUCGCUUAUCGGAUAAGCAAACAGCGCUGCCGGUCCGCUGGCUGCCUCCGGAAUGUGCCAGCGGCAAGUUCACGACAAUGUCGGAUAUUUGGUAAGCGCUGAAUUCGAGGAAUUCUUAUAGUGGGGACCUGAUCUAGUAGUAAAAAACGUGCCAUUUUGCAUCCGGGAAGUAUCAAGAAUGUGGCAAAAUGCUUCCCUCUCCAAGUAUAAAAACUUUGUUAUGAGAGGUGCGCUUUUGAAAUCUGAGUUUUUUCACUUGGAGAGGGUGGUAAUUUGCCACAUUUUUAUGCUUCCUGGAUGCAAAAUGGUGUGUUUUUUGCCACUGGACAUGUCUCUUGUCAAGCAUGAUAAAACAACCUAUAAUAUGAACUUUCAGGUCAUUCGGAGUUGUUCUCUACGAGAUCUUUACCUUCGGCAACAUGCCCUAUGGCGAUUUGUCCAACGAAGAGGCCAUGUGGGCAAUCUUGAAGGGAGUGAAGCCGCAGAUCCCCACUGGAGCACCCGAGCCGAUCAUCAACGUGAUGACCGACUGUUUCAACGACCGGCCGGAGGAUCGGCCGGUCGCCGAGGACCUGCUCAUCCGCUUCAAGGAGAUGCAAUAG